AUCCGCGAUCAUAUAAUAGAUAAGUUAAGUCGGUUACACUCAACUAAUUCUCCACCGUCAGAUUCCCUCUGUUCGUCUUUAUCUUCAAAAGCCCCAAAUCAAAUCCGAAUAAUAAUUAGGUUUUUCUCUUCGUCUUUCAUUUUCUUAUUCUUCACCAAACCGAUAAGCAGGAAAUAGCUAGUGAGACUAAUCCAUCGCACAAACCUCACCGAUUCAAUGACCUCUAAGCUAAUUGCUUCCAAUCUCCGUCACCAAAUCACAAAAUCAGCCCAAAACCUCCGCCGCCAGCUCCUAUCCACGGCGGCGGCGGCAGUGCCGGAACACGAUGGGAACAACUCCAACUCUUUGGUAAUGACGAUGAAGGGCGUUCGAAUCUCCGGAAGACCCCUUUACCUGGACGUGCAGGCAACAUCUCCGGUGGACCCGCGCGUACUUGACGCGAUGCUCCCUUUCUACAUCUCUCGCUACGGAAACCCUCACUCUCGCACCCACUUCUACGGCUGGGAAUCCGACGAGGCCGUGGAGCACGCGCGCGCUCAGGUCGCUUCCCUCAUCGGCGCUUCCCCCAAGGAGAUAGUCUUCACCUCCGGCGCCACCGAGUCCAACAACAUCUCCGUCAAGGGCGUCAUGCACUUCUACAAGGACAAGAAGCGCCACGUCAUAACCACGCAAACGGAGCACAAGUGCGUCCUCGACUCCUGCCGCCACCUUCAGCAGGAGGGUUUCGAUGUUACCUAUCUUCCCGUUGAAUCUGACGGGUUGAUUGAUUUGGAUAAGCUUAGGGCUGCGAUUAGGCCUGAUACCGGUCUCGUUUCGGUUAUGGCGGUGAACAAUGAAAUUGGAGUGGUUCAACCGAUGGAGAGAAUUGGGAGGAUUUGCAAGGAGUUUAAUGUGCCUUUCCACACUGAUGCAGCUCAGGCUUUGGGGAAGAUUCCCAUUGAUGUGGAGAAGUGGAAUGUGAGUUUGAUGUCAUUGAGUGGGCAUAAGAUUUAUGGCCCUAAGGGGGUUGGGGCUUUGUAUAUGCGUAGGAGGCCCAGGAUUAGGGUUGAGCCUCAGAUGAAUGGGGGUGGGCAAGAGAGGGGAAUUAGGAGUGGGACUGUUCCCACUCCUUUGGUUGUGGGGAUGGGUUCCGCGUGUGAGGUGGCGAAGAACGAGAUGGAGUAUGAUGAGAAGAGGAUUUCUGCUUUGCAGCAGAGGCUGCUUAAUGGGAUUAGAGAGAAGCUUGAUGGGGUGGUGGUGAAUGGGAGCUUGGAGAGGCGCUAUGUGGGGAAUUUGAAUUUGUCAUUUGCUUAUGUUGAAGGGGAGAGCUUGCUCAUGGGUUUGAAGGAGGUGGCUGUGUCCAGUGGCAGUGCCUGCACUAGUGCUAGUUUGGAGCCUUCGUAUGUGUUGAGGGCGUUGGGAGUUGAGGAGGACAUGGCUCACACUUCUAUUAGGUUUGGAAUUGGGAGGUUCACUACAGAGGCCGAGAUUGAUAGGGCGGUUGAGCUUACCGUUCAGCAGGUGGAGAAGUUGAGGGAAAUGAGUCCGCUUUAUGAAAUGGUCAAGGAAGGGAUCAACAUCAAGGAUAUUCAAUGGGCACAACACUGAUUAUCAAGCUUUAUUAUUUAGUUAUAUUGUAUCCUUGAUGUUACAUUACAAUUAAGAAUUUACCCUGGUAGAGUUAUUUAUUAGAUGAACCUCUCCCACACUUCUUCCUAGUUUCCCCUUCCUCGGCUUAAGGAAUAGCGAUUUCAAGUUUUGCUCUAUCUCUGUUCUUGGAUCGGGGAGAGGGGGAGCUGGUGCAGGUACCUUGGUUUUGUUUUGCAUUUUUGGUCGUUUGUACUAUGGUAUUGAACUCGUCCAGCAUUGAGGCACAGGCCUCUUUCGCCAUUUCUAGCUUUGCUCUGGAAAUUGCUACUUGUUAUACUAAACAUAAUAAAAAGAUAUAAACCCAAUUCUCUGUAACUUAUGUCUGCAGUAAAAAAAAAUGUCUACUAGUAUUAUUCUCUAAA
Glycine soja is the source of this 1991-nucleotide messenger RNA. RefSeq names its product cysteine desulfurase, mitochondrial-like. NCBI's taxonomy places the organism in Eukaryota, Viridiplantae, Streptophyta, Magnoliopsida, Fabales, Fabaceae. Bases 217 to 1587 code for a protein of 456 amino acids. The record is from RefSeq and is a predicted model, not a curated record. The transcript has 2 exons. Gene Ontology annotation, biological process: [2Fe-2S] cluster assembly. Gene Ontology annotation, cellular component: cytosol; mitochondrion. Gene Ontology annotation, molecular function: pyridoxal phosphate binding; cysteine desulfurase activity.